CGCCGGUCUCGUCAGCCAAUGGCAAGCAGGGAAAGCGGGACGGCUUGCCUCUCCGGCCUUCGACUCCCCCCAGAACGAGGAGCUUCGUCACCGUCAGUGCGGUGGUCCAGGCGCUCUGACUUCCCUUCUCCCGCCUCUCCGGCUCAGGCAGCGGGCGCGGAGAGAACCACAACAGGCACAGCGCUCUGUCCGCUGCUCACUGCUCUGGUGUCCACCUGAUGGAGAAUGUGGCAAAGGACUUACCCGCUGGGGCAGUGGCUGCUGUACUGAAGCCUAGUGAGCGACUACCUGAAGGGAGCCUGACUGUGCGUGGCUAUGACUUUAACCAUGGAUUGGAUUAUCAUGCCCUGCUCCAGUCUUAUCUCACCACAGGCUUCCAGGCCACUAGUUUUGGCCAGGCUGUGAAUGAAAUCAAUCGCAUGAUAGAGGCAAAACAGAUGCCACUGGGUGAGCAGGAAGGAGACCAUUCUGCCCUAAAUCCCUGUUCCCGCCACCUAACAGGGUGUACCAUCUUCCUGGGCUUCACAUCCAACCUCAUCAGUUCAGGAGUCCGUGAGAGCAUUCGCUAUCUGGUGCAGCAUAACAUGGUAGAUGUAUUGGUGACCACAGCAGGGGGUGUAGAAGAAGAUCUCAUAAAAUGCUUGGCACCCACCUAUGUUGGAGACUUCAGCUUGCGAGGGAAGGAACUGAGGCAGAAUGGGAUUAACAGGAUUGGGAAUCUGCUGGUGCCCAAUAACAAUUACUGCAAGUUUGAGGACUGGCUGAUGCCAAUCCUGGACCAGAUGGUGACAGAGCAGGACACAGAGGGUGUGAAAUGGACUCCAUCAAAGCUCAUUGCCCGGCUCGGCAAGGAAAUCAACAAUCCUGAAUCAGUCUAUUACUGGGCUCAAAAGAAUAACAUUCCUGUGCUGAGCCCAGCACUAACUGAUGGCUCCUUGGGGGACAUGAUUUUCUUUCACUCUUAUAAGAAACCAGGCCUUGUGUUGGACAUUGUGGAAGAUCUGAGGCUCAUCAACACCCAGGCCAUUUUUGCCCGGAAAACAGGAAUGAUAAUCUUAGGAGGAGGCCUUGUCAAGCACCACAUCGCCAAUGCAAAUCUGAUGAGAAAUGGUGCUGACUUUUCUGUGUAUGUCAACACGGCACAGGAGUUUGAUGGCUCAGACUCAGGAGCUCGACCUGAUGAGGCAGUGUCCUGGGGAAAGAUCCGCAUGGAUGCCAAACCUGUCAAGGUUUAUGCUGAUGCUUCCCUGGUAUUUCCACUGCUGGUUGCAGAGACCUUUGCACAGAAACCAAAUGCCUUCAUUCCAGAAAAGCUAAAUGACUAAGCCAAGGACUGUUGUGUGAGGCAUCUCAGUUACUAGGAUCUACCUGCACCUGCUUUGCAUGGCAGUGCAGCUGCUGGCACUUGCACUGAAAUUUACAAUAUCUAUUUGGGUAAGAUGGAAGGCAGUUUAACCUCUAGGACAAAAUCUUGUUCCUUCUCUACCCUGAACAGAGGUGAAACCCUUGUUCCCAUUUCAGAAGGCAGGUGUCUUCUACCCAUUCCCCCUGUAAUCACAAGCUUUUCUUCCAAUGAACCUGUUAAGAGGAUAGCUUAUUACUUCUCUAUGUCUCAUACACUAAAACAUGCUAUUGUCUGAGAGACAAAACUGUUGGAUUGUGUCCUCAGCUUGUUGAUUUUGCUUUUUUUUUUUUUUUUUUGGUGAUAAUGCCAGGAUUCUGCUGUUGACUUAUCAUCUUUUAAUAGUCUUGGGCCUGAAAACAGACAACUAAUCCAGGCCAUAUACCCAAUCCCUUGUAUUUAUUUAUUGGUGUGUUUUUAAUGUGGAGUUGGCUCAAGAACUCCAACUUCCUAAUAAAUAACUUUGGAUCUUAAA
This is a messenger RNA of Hemicordylus capensis (graceful crag lizard), 1877 nucleotides long. RefSeq names its product deoxyhypusine synthase (gene DHPS). The transcript has 10 exons. Lineage: Eukaryota; Metazoa; Chordata; Lepidosauria; Squamata; Cordylidae. Bases 219 to 1325 code for a protein of 368 amino acids. Gene Ontology annotation, molecular function: deoxyhypusine synthase activity. Gene Ontology annotation, biological process: peptidyl-hypusine biosynthetic process. Gene Ontology annotation, cellular component: cytoplasm. The record is from RefSeq and is a predicted model, not a curated record.